Messenger RNA from Helianthus annuus (common sunflower), 1360 nucleotides. RefSeq names its product 5'-deoxynucleotidase HDDC2. Gene Ontology annotation, cellular component: cytoplasm. Bases 446 to 1201 code for a protein of 251 amino acids. The record is from RefSeq and is a predicted model, not a curated record. Lineage: Eukaryota; Viridiplantae; Streptophyta; Magnoliopsida; Asterales; Asteraceae. Gene Ontology annotation, molecular function: 5'-deoxynucleotidase activity. The transcript is spliced from 8 exons.
AAAACUUUUACGAAAUCAGCUACAUCCCAGCUAUUACAUCCCCAUGGAAGGUUUGAGAUGUAAAACUUAGAGAUGUUCCUACAUGCCGAUGAUCUACCUUCGAUUCCUUGCUUCCUAUUCUUCUUCUUGGAUGUGACGUCGUUCCAGCCUCCUCCUUCGUCUCCCGUUGUCUGUUCGCCUCCUCUCAUCCCUUUUCGAAGUCCGCUUCCCCUAAUUUUUGGUAAAGCACAUUUUACUCUUUUUUAUUAUAUUAGCAAGGAGAAGUAAAAAAAAAAAUGAUGUAAAAAGUGGCCCAAAUCCUUCACAAAACGGCAAAAAAUCGAUUUCAUGAUUUCAUCUCUCUUCCUUUAUUUCUGCAUCGCCUUUUGCCGCACCAACAACAAAAGCAUAUUCAAAACUGUAUUCAAGUAUCAACCCCACCUUUUUCGAUCAACCAUUUUCAUCAAUGGCAGCUGCUAAUCUUUCUUCUUCUUCUUCUUCUCCUCACACACUUCACCGAUCCCUCACAAACCCUCAACCCCUUCAUCCUUCUGCUUUCCUCAAACCCCCCUUUCAUGAUCGUAAAUUAGCAUCAGUUCGUUGUCAAAUCCCCAAAUUUGAACCCACAACAUCUCAUUCUACACACCCCACUUCUUCUUCGUCUUCCACCAUUGAUUUCCUCACGCUCUGUCAUAGCCUUAAGACCACGAAAAGGAAGGGAUGGGUCAAUCAAGGAAUUAAAGGUCCCGAGUCUAUUGCCGAUCAUAUGUAUCGAAUGGCAUUAAUGGCUUUAGUUGCUGAUGAUCUUCCCGGUAUUAACAGAGAAAGGUGUAUCAAGAUUGCCCUUGUGCAUGACAUUGCCGAAGCUAUCGUGGGCGAUAUAACACCAUCGGAUGGUGUACCUAAAGUAGAAAAGAGCAGACUUGAGCAAGCGGCUUUAACCGAGAUGUGCGAGGUUCUUGGUGGUGGAAAGAGGGCCGAAGAAAUAAAGGAACUUUGGAGGGAAUACGAGGAUAACGCCUCCCUUGAGGCUAAUCUUGUUAAAGAUUUUGAUAAAAUUGAGAUGAUUCUGCAAGCACUUGAAUAUGAAACUGAACAUGACAGAAUUUUGGACGAGUUUUUCCUCUCAACAGCCGGGAAGUUUCAGACCGAAAUCGGCAAGAGUUGGGCAGCCGAGAUCAUUGCCAGGCGAAAUUCAAGACUGGCAAAGAAACUAAACUAAUCAAAGUUAUCCCCUUUUGGUCAAUAAUAUGCAUCCUGUUUUCAUUUUUAAUUUAUUUUGUAAGCGAAUUGCUGAUGCAUUUUUAUUCAAUGUGACAUCCUAUACUCAGAAAGUUGUUACAAUGGUUUCAAGAUAUUAGAGUUUUGAAGCUUCCUUUUU